Psammomys obesus (fat sand rat) is the source of this 2508-nucleotide messenger RNA. RefSeq names its product DnaJ heat shock protein family (Hsp40) member B4 (gene Dnajb4). Gene Ontology annotation, cellular component: cytosol. Bases 458 to 1471 code for a protein of 337 amino acids. The record is from RefSeq and is a predicted model, not a curated record. The transcript is spliced from 4 exons. Lineage: Eukaryota; Metazoa; Chordata; Mammalia; Rodentia; Muridae. Gene Ontology annotation, molecular function: protein-folding chaperone binding.
UACAGUGGCUGCCGCUGCGAGUGCUCCUGGGUCAUAGUAAACUUGAAGGCAAAGGCGGAAUCUAUAGUAGUUGCGGCCUCAGCGGCCUAGUGUCCUCCCGUGCUUCCGUAGUGAGAGGCUUGACGUCGCCGGGCGUGGACGUCACGCAAUAGUGUCCCGCGAGUGCGCGGCCCGUAGGCCGAGGGCCGCGCGGGGUCACCGCGGCGACGCUGCGGAACCGUCUGCGGCCCGGCCCGGCGGGGCCCGGCAUGCUUCGGGGUGCUGAGCUGCCGCCUCCUGUGACUUCCAGACCGUCCCGCCACAAGCGGGCAUGAACUCAGACCACGGGGCCCUUAGUUCUCGAGCUGGGUACCUACCGAGUUUAUGUGUAAAAUAAUGUGGGUGAGCGGAUGGUGAAAUUAUGACCGCCCUUUGUCCCUUAAAAACGGAAAUCUAAGUUCAUUUCAAGGCAUUCGAAAUGGGGAAAGACUAUUAUUCCAUUUUGGGAAUUGAAAAAGGAGCUACAGAUGAAGAUAUUAAAAAGGCUUACCGAAAACAAGCCCUCAAAUUUCAUCCGGACAAGAACAAAUCUCCUCAAGCAGAGGAAAAAUUUAAAGAGGUCGCAGAAGCUUAUGAAGUACUGAGUGAUCCUAAAAAGAGAGAAAUAUAUGAUCAGUUUGGGGAAGAAGGCUUGAAAGGAGGAGCAGGAGGUACUGAUGGGCAAGGAGGAACCUUCAGAUACACCUUCCAUGGAGAUCCCAACGCCACAUUCGCAGCCUUCUUUGGAGGUUCCAAUCCCUUUGAAAUUUUCUUUGGAAGAAGGAUGGGUGGAGGUCGAGACACUGAAGAAAUGGAAAUAGACGGAGAUCCCUUUAGUGCCUUUGGAUUCAGCAUGAAUGGCUAUCCAAGAGACAGGAAUUCUGUGGGACCCUCUCGUCUCAAACAAGACCCUCCCAUUAUUCAUGAACUUAGAGUAUCGCUUGAAGAAAUAUAUAAUGGCUGCACCAAACGGAUGAAGAUUUCUCGAAAAAGAUUAAACCCUGAUGGAAGGAGUUACAGAUCUGAGGACAAAAUUCUCACCAUCGAGAUUAAGAAAGGAUGGAAAGAAGGCACCAAAAUUACUUUCCCGAGGGAAGGUGAUGAAACACCAAAUAGUAUCCCAGCAGACAUUGUUUUCAUUAUUAAAGACAAAGAACACCCCAAAUUUAAAAGAGACGGAUCAAAUAUUAUUUAUACUGCUAAAAUUAGUUUACGGGAGGCAUUGUGUGGCUGUUCAAUUAAUGUGCCAACGAUGGAUGGAAGAAACAUACCUAUGUCAGUCAGUGAUAUUGUGAAACCUGGGAUGAGGAGAAGAAUUAUUGGAUAUGGGCUGCCGUUUCCCAAAAAUCCUGAACAACGUGGUGACCUCCUGAUAGAAUUUGACGUGACCUUCCCAGAUGUCCUAUCUGCAUCAUCCAAAGAUGUCCUUAGGAAGCAUCUUCCUGCCUCGUAGAAUGAGAAGAACCUUGCUACCCAUAUUUUGAUAAGACACUGAAAAUAUAAAAGUACUGGCAGUUGACUGAUGUGAAUUCUGUAUAAAGAUGUGUAAACUCUUCGGAGGGCUCAUUAAAUUGCAUGAAUAGAGACGGGUCAAAUAGGCAAAGUGAAUUUUUACAGUAGAGAUGAAGAAAAAAGUCAUUCACUGUAUUGUAUUUCAUUUCUCCAAAACCAGAAAUUUUCAGUAUCUCAGUUGGUUUUGUGCUCAGUAGUUAUACUUCUAGUAAAGUACUAGAUCAUCUAAAUACUUUAGUGUGUGUCAGUGUGUGUAUGUGUGUGUGUGUGUGUGUGUGUGUCUAAAUGAUCAAUGUGAUAGGUUCCCCUAAUAGAAAUUAAAACUCUUACUGUACAUGUACUAUGUAGAGCAGAAUAAAGGCCACAGUCACAUGAAAUUCAGUCUAGGCCACCUUCAGAAAUGCUGUUUUGGGCUGGUACCAGAAUUUAUUGAUGCGUUUGCUCUACCGUUGUGACUUCUCAAGUAUGCUGUAGCGCUUCUUAAGACCAUGGCUGUAAUGUUCCUAAAGCAGACCUCUUCAUAAAGAGAAAAGGAAUGACAGUUUAUCUCCUGUGGAAAUCCCAGUAGCCUGAGUUAUGGAUAUUUUAGAAACAGACCAUUUUUAAAUGGCACCUGUAAUUUUAUGCAAGUUGAUUAUAUCUUAAACUUAAUAAGCUCAUUUUGUGGUUCACUAGCUUAAAGUAUUUGUUUAAUAAAAUUAUUUGUUUUUAGAGAAAAUACAGUUACUUGGCAUUAAUUUUCCACUUAAAGUCUUCUAUAACUUCCUCAUAAUAUGCUCUAUGUACCUUAAAUAAUUUCCUGAAGAACAGUGAGCUAAAACUGUGCUGUUAAACCAAAAUAAGGACAGAAUAGACACCACUGCUUAUGGGUAAUAUUGCUACUAGCUGUUAUGCAUAUACAUAUUUUACUUUUUCAUGUACAUAGAUUGCGUUUCUUAGGUGUUUUAAUUUUUUAAAUAUAUUUACAUUUAAAAAUUA